AUGCUCAGAUCAAGGCUCGCCACCAACCCGCGUCUCAACAGAUAUGCGUCUUCGAAAUUUAGGCUGGCACCUACAGCGGUGCUUCAGUCUCAUCUCAGAAGCUUGACAACCAAUUCUUCUCCCCCCGAAGAUUUGCAUGACUUUGGUGUCAAACACGUCACUAAAGGCCUUAGUAGGAUUACAGAGGGGAUCAUGAUGAAGGGCGAGGGGUCGUGGGUCACGUACGACGAUGGAAGGAAGUAUCUUGACUUUACCUGUGGAAUUGGCGUGACGAAUCUCGGACAUGCCCAUCCAAAGGUCAGCAAGGCAGCGGCAGAUCAGUGCAUGGAGCUCGUUCACUCCCAAUGCAGCAUUUCGUUGCACGAGCCAUAUCUCCGUCUCAUCGAACGCCUUCUUCCCAUCAUGCCAGACCCCUCUCUUGACUCGUUCUUCUUCUGGAAUUCUGGAUCGGAGGCCGUUGAGGCGGCCAUCAAAAUGGCGAGGUGGUUUACGAAGAGACAAAACAUUAUUUGCAUGCAAGGUGCUUAUCACGGACGCACAUUCGGUGCAAUGGCCGUGACGAAGAGCAAGACAAUCUAUUCUGCUGGCACACACCCACUCAUGCCUGGCGUGUUUUCGAUUCCAUAUCCGUACUGGCAUCAAUCCAAUAUGCCAGUGAAUACUCCAACUGCAGUCCUGUCCGACAACGCGCUCUACCAAUUGGAUCUUCUCCUGGCCCAGCAAACCGCGCCAGCAGACACAGCAGCAAUCAUUGUUGAACCUGUUUUGGGAGAAGGAGGAUAUGUUCCGGCACCGCCAGAGUUCCUCCAGGGGCUUCGUAAGGUGUGCAACAAGCAUGGUAUCAUGCUUAUUGUGGAUGAAGUUCAGAGUGGUUUUGGGCGAACUGGAAAUUGGUUUGCUGUAACAGAAAGUGGUGUGAAGCCAGAUAUUUUAGUGAUCGCAAAGGGACUAGGAAACGGAUUCCCAAUCAGUGGUGUUGUCAGUCGACGUGAAUUGACGGAUAAGCUCAAGGCCGGAUCCAUGGGAGGAACAUAUGCAGGCAACGCGGUUUCAUGUGCAGCCGCCGUAGCCGUCAACAAAGUCAUGGUCGAAGAAAACAUCCUAGAGAAUGUGCAACUCCGCUCGAAUGAACUUUUCUCCGCAUUGAACGCGUUAAAAUACGACCCUGCAUUGAACCCGCACAUUCUAGACGUACGGGGACGAGGCCUGAUGGUCGGCGUUGAAUUCGGAUCGUCUUCUGUUUCCUCCCACUCUCAUGCUCAUGAGCCUUUCACCACGCAUUCCGCUGCUUCCCUUCCCCCGGAUAGUCCACCACACUCUCAGCACAGUGCACACCCUAGUGGAGCGAAACAUCCCCAAAACAUGGCUUCGCGUGUGGCGAAAAAGUGUAUCGAAAAGGGCAUGCUGAUCUUGACGACCAGUGUUUAUGAGGUGAUCAGGUUCAUCCCCCCUUUGAAUGUGACCAAAGACGACAUGAAAACCGGAUGUCAGAUCUUUGCGGAGAGUGUUCGCGAGGUUGUUAGAGAGGGUUAA
This is a messenger RNA of Psilocybe cubensis, 1533 nucleotides long. RefSeq lists its product as uncharacterized. The transcript has 8 exons. Lineage: Eukaryota; Fungi; Basidiomycota; Agaricomycetes; Agaricales; Agrocybaceae. Gene Ontology annotation, molecular function: pyridoxal phosphate binding; transaminase activity; identical protein binding. The coding region runs from base 1 to 1533 and encodes 510 amino acids. The record is from RefSeq and is a predicted model, not a curated record.